AUGGCCACCGAGAUCGAACUGCAACCGCUUACUUCCCUUGAAGCUUCGUCGUAUUACAUACCGGCACACGGCAGAGUUCCGAAUUCAUCCGCUCAGAACAAGCCGUUGUUGAUCUAUCGCAACUGCAUUCGUGCAUGGGCCUCGCCUGCUUCAAUAGAGCGGCAUCUAAAGACUGUGGGGGUAGUCGAACCGCAAUGGAGGUAUACCAUGUACAGCACGAGCCACUUCCACAGCACAACACACGAAGUUCUGUGCGUUUUCCAAGGGUCGGCAGAGCUAUUAUUUGGCGGCGAUGACAAUCCGGAGAAUGUUGAGACCACCGUCAAGGCUGGCGACGUGAUAAUUGUCCCGGCUGGUGUAGCGCAUCGGCUGAUUACGGACAGAGAAGGGAACUUUGAGAUGGUUGGCAGUUAUCCUCCAGGAGCGAGUUGGGAUAUGUGCUACGGGAAGCCAGGCGAGGAGCCUAAAGUCAGCCGUAUCAAGCAAAUAGAAUGGUUCAAGAGAGACCCGAUCUAUGGAAGCGAGGGGCCUGUUUUGGACAAUUGAACGUCUAUACGCCUCUCUCGAGUCGAGUCUCGGAGAGGGCCUAAGUCAUACUCAUCCUGAAGAACUGCAGCAUGACUCGGUCGACACACACUUCGUUGCAGCCUGUCCAUCAAUGCCUUAC
Verruconis gallopava is the source of this 667-nucleotide messenger RNA. RefSeq lists its product as uncharacterized. Lineage: Eukaryota; Fungi; Ascomycota; Dothideomycetes; Venturiales; Sympoventuriaceae. Bases 1 to 546 code for a protein of 181 amino acids. The transcript has a single exon. The record is from RefSeq and is a predicted model, not a curated record.